Molecule: messenger RNA, 2352 nt
Organism: Leishmania braziliensis MHOM/BR/75/M2904
Lineage: Eukaryota; Euglenozoa; Kinetoplastea; Trypanosomatida; Trypanosomatidae
Exons: 1
Coding region: 1-2352 (783 amino acids)
Molecular function (GO): protein binding
Source: RefSeq, a predicted model, not a curated record
AUGUGGACUCGGCGACGUAUUUUCCCAACUCUGGAGGUCCCCGCCACUCCGCACCCAGCAGCGCUAAGCACCCCUCUCUACCAUGAGCAAUGCAGCGAUAAGGCACGAGUAGCGACCUUUGCGUUGGAGGACAACGCCUUCAACUUCGUUGCUGGUCUUGGCUAUACUCUUGUCCCCGCCCUCGGCGCUGAGGAGGCGGCAGCGCUGCUGUCAUGGGCGCUACCACCUGCGUGGGCUGGAGAUGCCGCUGUGUCAGCUGAUCUGAGGGCUUCGCGACUGGCCACUGCUCUGCACCGCGCCGCUGCUCUUGGUGCGUGUACGCAGGUGGAGUACUUCUUCAUUGGCACCGACAACGGGCACGUCUUCCUCAUGCCGCUACUGCCUCCACACCUCCUCGAAGCCCUCGUUGCGGAGUGCGGCGAGACCACACUGCCUGAGCUAGCCUACCUCUGGAAACAUGAGACGGAGCUGGCGCAGGCGGCGGCGCGCAGCGACGUUUCGGCAGCACGCGCCAUCGGGCAGGGCAGUCGCGCACCGCUUAACUGCGUCGGCCGUCGACUUCUGCACCGCCACGCCCGCGAGGAGCCGGUGACGGUCAUGGAUCACCUAGGCACACUCUUCGCCUCCGCGGCACCUCCUGGGGACACAAGUGUUGCAGUGAGCAUGUUUCAUCCCCUUCCGGCUAGCAUUACAUGUCUGCCGCACCCGUCCGCGGUACGGAGCAUCAAGUUAUGGGAAGGCUCCGCCUUCACGGCGUCGUCGAGUCAUAGUAGCAGUGCGGAAGAGUACGACACGCAACGACAAGGUGCGCUGCAGCGGUGGCACGACGCCCUCCGCGCCGCCGAGCCCACUGCCGUGUAUCUCUUCACUGGCGACUACGCCGGCCUGGUGCGACUGUGGCGCAUUGACGUGGCCGCCCACUCCUACACCCUACAGCACGUGCUUAUAUGCAGUGCGAACAUGACGGGUAUGUUGUCCCCUCUCACCCCGUUUGCGCGCGAGGACAACUCAAAGAAAGUGCCGUCCCGAGAUGCCGACCGCACCGUGCACUGCUUAGAAGUGGAUGAGCAGGCCGGCCGGGUAUUUGCUGGGACAGAGGGCGGCGUGUAUGUGUGGGCCAUCGACGCCUUGCCGUGGCGCGGUCCAGAGUCAGUGUCAGCCAACGCGCUCGCGGAACACCACCCGCUCUGCUGGGACGAGGAGCGCCGAGCACCGCUGUCGUGCGCGUUGUUGCACUACGAGACGUCGCCGCCUUACGACUCCGACGCAGGCAGCACAUCCCCCACAGCCUCAAGUACCGAUUCCGAGAAGAUUGUGGAGUACCGCGCUUCGCGGCUCGUCAACCAUCAUGUGUGGCUACUGCCGGCAUCUACCGUACAGUCGGAGAUGGCGCGCGCGAUGGAACGCAGCGGCGGCAGUAGCGCCGACAAGGUAAGCAAGUGGAAACCCAAGUACGGCCGUGUGGCCACAGGUGGAGCGGCGGUCGGCGUGGUGUGUAACACUGUUAAGCUGAGCGCAGUGGCGGCUGCCAGCGCCGGCGCAUCAGUGGGCGACCGACUCACGGACACAGCUGUGCCAGUUUCCUUCGAAGGCGGGGAGCUCAAAAAUGGCCUGCGGGUGCCACUCAGCUGCGUAGUACCGGUCGCAUACCCGCUCGCCUUCCUCCGAACGCCGGGGACGGCGUGCUUUGCGCUUCGUGUGCUCGCCGGACGCCGCCGACUCGUGACCAGCUGUGCCGAUGGCAAAGUGUGCGUAUGGGCUUGCCACCAUGGAAAAGAGGCCUCCUCUGCUGCUGUCGCGGAGACCUACGUGCCGCAGCUCGUGACGAGCACACUGCAGGAGCAUCGUGGCCUCGGGCGACACAUUUGCGUGCUGCGCACCCCAGACGUGUUCAUCACGUGCUCCUACGAUGACGCCCUCGUGAGAGAGUGGCACGUGUACGAUGAGCCGGAGGCGCUGCUCCGGUGCGCGCGUCGCUUCACCCUGACGCCGUACUCCUCUGAGGGCAGCGGGGUGCAGCAGCAGCAGCAGCAGCGGCACGCCGACGCCCUCAAGAAGAUACCUCACCCCAACAUGGUCAACGGUGCCACAGUGGAUAGCGACCUCGACGAAACGUGGGCGAACGGUGGUGAGGACGGUGACGUUGUUGGUGGUAUCUCCUGCGCUGCCGCCUACCCCGCCUUCGGUGCUCUCUUCCUCGUAGGCGCCUUCGAGUCGGCUAUUCAGACGUACAGCCUGACGGAGGUGGUCAGCUGCGAGCCACCGCGCAACUACGUGUACAAUGGCCUCAAGACGGUGCGGCUACCCGCUUCCAUGGCCGAAGACGUCUACCACGAGCUACCCACGAGGUAG